AGCAAAUUUACCUAUUUCGUCAUGCAGCCUAUCAGGCAUCUAUUCUACUCAUAGUCGUUUGAAGACAGUUCUGUUUUGAUCUCAAAUAUACCAUGUCAAUUCUAGUUCGGCCUGUAUCUGACGCCGACCUUGAUCAAGCAUGCAUAAUCGAAGAUGCAGCUUCUGCCGACAUUGACAUCAAUCUCAUCCUCUUCCCCGGACCAUCUCCUCCGGGAUCCCAGAGAAAGCGUGUCGAUAGUCUGAUACAGCUGCGAAAGGACGAUCCCACGGUAGUCUAUCUCCAAGCCAUUGACACCGCCUCAGGACGUAUGGUAGCCUUUGCGAGGUUCCACAUAUAUAAGACCCCAGAGGAAACUCAAGUCCCGAUUAGGAAAUUGAAGUCUGAACUCGAGACGAAUCAAAAGAUCAGGAACCUUGAAUCUGAUCCCGGCACAAAUGCGGAGGCCUGCAAGGUGUUUCUCUUAAUCGAAUGUUUGAGAGGAAACAGGAGAUGGUGGGAACUCGACCGCAUAUCUGUAUGGAGAAGACCCGAUAGUGUUUGCACAUCUACUGACGAAGGCAUAGAUCUGCAUAUGCUGCACACGGACCCUGAAUAUCAAGGUCGCGGGGCUGGUAGUGUGCUGAUGGAACAGAUCAAGCAGAGCUCAUAUGAGUUGGGUCUGCCGAUAUAUUUAGAGACUAGUACUAAAGCGCAUCGAUUGUACCUGAAGCAUGGGUUCAAAGAUUUGGAGGUAGUAGAGAUUGAUUUCAGGCCUCUGGGUGGCCCAAUAUACAAGCAGCCUUUAAUGAUGCUGGAAGUCUCUGAAUCACGAUAAGUAACAAGAUGUAAAAUAAAGUAGCCCAGUGCUGUAUUCUUACGAUUGGUAGCUCGGUAGAAUGCAUCAUAGAGGUUUGGAG
This is a messenger RNA of Aaosphaeria arxii CBS 175.79, 897 nucleotides long. Its product is annotated as acyl-CoA N-acyltransferase. NCBI's taxonomy places the organism in Eukaryota, Fungi, Ascomycota, Dothideomycetes, Pleosporales. The transcript has a single exon. Gene Ontology annotation, molecular function: acyltransferase activity, transferring groups other than amino-acyl groups. The record is from RefSeq and is a predicted model, not a curated record. Bases 93 to 815 code for a protein of 240 amino acids.